AUGCCAUCAACUUGGACAUUCCGCCAGGCAACAGCAGCAGCAUGUUGCAUCCUCCUGGGCCUGACGACGGCGCAGUCUCCGCCAGCGGCCCCGGAGCGGGGAGACUGCGCGACGAGCCUGCACAUGAUCGCGGCGCGCGGCAGCCUCGAGGCCCCGGGAGCGGGCUUCAUCGGCAAGGUUGCCAAGGACGUGGUGGCGGCGCUGCCCGGGUCCGACUUUGAGCCGCUCGUCUACCCGGCCACGCUCAACAACUACACGACGUCGGAGCAGAACGGCACCGAGGCAAUGUUGAACGCAAUCAUCGACUACGCCACCCGCUGCCCUCAGUCAAAGAUCGCCAUCAUGGGAUACUCGCAGGGCGCGCAGGUCUCGGCCGAUGCCAUCUGCGGCACGAGCGAGUCUACCCCCUUCGCCGAGACUCAGGCUUUGGUGCCGGAGUUUUCUAGCAAAGUCGUCGCCAUCGUCCUGAUGGGCGAUCCAUCGCGCGUCAAGGGAGCCUCGUUCAACCAAGGCAACUCGACAAAGAACGGUGUCUUCCCCCGUAAGAACGUUGCCGGCUGUGGCGACAUGGCCAGCCGCAUGGUGUCCUACUGCGACGAAGACGACCUGUUCUGCGACAGCGGCAAGAGCCUUGACGUUCACGUCCUCUAUGUGCAGAGGUACGGCGACGCCGCAGUCAAGUUCAUCCUCGACAAGGCCAAAGCCGCGGCUCAGCCUGCUGCGCCCGCCGCCCCCGCACCCGCACCUGCCGCCCCGGCUCCUGGCUCCAACGCAACGGCUCCGGUUCCGGCACCGGCCGCCCCUGCCGCGCCUGCUCCUGCCCCUGCUGCACCGGCGCCCGCUCCAGCUUAUCCCAACAAGCCUGCUGUUCACGUGGGAUACAUCGAUUUUGGUGAGACCAAAAAGCGUGCGCUGUCCUUUGUCAGCUAG
Molecule: messenger RNA, 930 nt
Organism: Pyricularia grisea
Lineage: Eukaryota; Fungi; Ascomycota; Sordariomycetes; Magnaporthales; Pyriculariaceae
Exons: 3
Coding region: 1-930 (309 amino acids)
Molecular function (GO): hydrolase activity
Source: RefSeq, a predicted model, not a curated record